AUGUCCAUUAAAAAUAAAAAGAGUAAAUCUUAGGUAUAACCAAAAUCCUCACCUGAAUAACUUUACAAAAAAAUGGAUUAAAAUAUAGUUAAUAAUAACAAUCUGGAUAAGAAUUUAGAUAAUAACGAAGAAAUAUAAUCAAUUAGUAUUAUCUACCAAGCUCCUAAUGCACAAGGCCAGCCACAAUUUAAUUCUUAAAAAUAAAUAAAAUGGUAAAUAAAUAGAAGAAAAAGGAACUCUGUUUUUUCUUAAAGCAUUUACAAGAGUAGUCAUAGUUUAUAAUCUACACGGCCAAGCAGUAAAAAAAUCUAAAAAGUUGAACAAUAAUUAUCUCAAACAAAUAUAUAUAACAUAAACUAAAACCUAGAUAGUACGAAUAGAAAAUGA
Molecule: messenger RNA, 387 nt
Organism: Tetrahymena thermophila SB210
Lineage: Eukaryota; Ciliophora; Oligohymenophorea; Hymenostomatida; Tetrahymenidae
Exons: 1
Source: RefSeq, a predicted model, not a curated record